Molecule: messenger RNA, 3364 nt
Organism: Psylliodes chrysocephalus
Lineage: Eukaryota; Metazoa; Arthropoda; Insecta; Coleoptera; Chrysomelidae
Source: the annotation of a GenBank genome assembly
CAAAGUCAAAAAAAAGAAUUUCAUUUAUAAAAAAAAUUAAAAGAAGGAAAGAGGUCGAUUGACAAGUUUUAAAUAUUGAUAAUAAUUUUUUACGAUGGAGUCGAUGGAAACAAUUUUAGCCAAACUGUUAGUUUCGAAUAGUAAAAGCGUUCAAGAAGGAACUAGAGAGUUAAAGGAAGCUUUUAAAAAGCCAGAAGCUGUACCUGCUCUUUGCGAUGUGUUGGUUACAUCUACCCACCCUCAAAUUAGACAAUCUGCAGCUGUUCUUCUUAGAAGAAAAUUGGGAAGAAAAAGGCACUGGAGUAGAAUCAAUGUUGACAUAAGAAACAGGAUCAAAGAAGGAAUGCUAGGAGCUCUAGUAAGCGAACAAGAAAAAUUGGUCAAAAACUCCAUAGCUCAAUUCAUUGGGAUCAUUGGAAAACAUGAAUUUCCAGAUAACUCUUGGCCUGAAGUUUUGCAAUUUGUGCACACUUUGACAAGUAGUGAAACUAUCUUUGACAAAGAGCUUGGCAUGUAUACUCUUUCUAUAAUGACUGAAAUUGCUCAAAGUUCUUACAUUGUACAUGCUGAAUCUUUUGCUAUAUUAUUUACAACAAUUCUGAAUCAACUUACGGACCUUAAAUCAAAUUUAGCUUAUUAUACUGUAAUUACUAUGAAGAAUUUGGUUUCUGUUAUUGGAGGACACCAACAGAUGGUAAAUAUUUACCACUCCUUAUUGCCAAAAAUCCUUGAAGUGAUCAACGCACAUGCCAUCGAUGAUGAAAAGAAAACUGUCGACAUGUUUGAAAUUAUUGAGGAACUGAUUGAAUUUGCAGUCAGCGUUGUAGCCCCGCAUUUAAAACUUAUCAUUGAUAUGUGCCUUCAACUAGCUAGUAACAACUCCACUCCUAAAGCCGUCCAAAUUAAAUCUAUCGGGGUAGUUGGAUGGUUGAUAAGAUCAAAAGGAAAGGUUGUCCAAAAAAACAAACUAGUCGAACCAAUUAUUGACGUUUUGAUUUUGCUCAUGGCUCAGCAACCUGAUGACGAAGGCAAUGAGGAAUACUUCCUAGGGGACCCUGACCAAUUUACUUCGAUAACAGCAGCAACACAGACUUUGGAUCUCAUUGCUUUGCAUAUCCCUGCUGAAAAAAUCAUACCCUAUAUUUUGACGAAAGUUGAACCUGCCAUUCAAGGAGGAGACCUUUACUCUCAGAAAGCUGCUUAUUUAGCAUUGGCUGUAUUAGCCGAAGGGUGCUCAGAAUGCAUAAGAAAUAAAUACUUGGAGGCAUUUUUGAAAUGUGUAUGUUCUGCCAUUCACAAUCCAAAUGCGGUCGUCAGGAAUGCAGCCUUCUUCGCUUUGGGUCAGUUUGCAGAACAUUUACAGCCAGAAAUCAGUCACUAUGCCUCUGAACUUUUACCUGUUCUCUUUGAGUGUCUUGGACAAACCUUCGUCCAAAUGGAGGCAGAGAAGAAAGAUCCACCCAGUCUGGCUAAGUUGUUUUAUGCUCUAGAGACGUUUUGUGAGAAUCUAGAUGAAGGUUUAUUACCAUACUUACCAACCCUCAUGGAUCGCAUAUUUGUGGCUUUGGAUCCGGUUGGUUUUUCCCUUCAAUUGAAAAGAGUAGCGUUAAGUACUUUAGGCUCUGUGGCGAGUGCAGUUAAAGAAGGACUAAUGCCGUAUUUUCCAAAAGUUAUAGAAAUCUUGAAAAUUUACAUAAACUCUGAUCCUAAUGCAGAAAUCCAUCAAAUUCAAUGUUAUGCAAUAGAAUCAUUGGCGGUGGUAGCUCAAUUUAUAGGCGUUGAAAACUUUAAACCACUUACCGGAGACUGUUUGCAAUUGGGUCUAAGAAUUUUAGACUCUACUUCGGAUCCUGACAUAAACAAAAGUGUCUACGCACUUUUCGCAGCUUUAGCAAUUAAUAUGAAAGAGGAACUUGGACCAGUUUUGCCGAAAAUUGUCAAUGAGAUGAUCACUAGUAUACAGAGUAGUGAAGGAAUCGUGACUCACUAUGACGAUGAGGACAAAGACGAAAUUGACGUUUAUGCAGACCUGUCAGAUGAAGAGGAAGACAUUGAAGAAGACAUUGAUGGAUCGUCCUCUGGCAGUGACGACUCUACACAAUGUCGAUACUCAGUUGAAAAUUCUUAUAAUGAAGAAAAAGAACAAGCAUGCUUAUCGUUGAAGGAUAUUUGCAUUAAUACAGGACCUGCUUUUUACCCUUACAUCGAAAAAUGCUUCGAAGAAAUUUUCAAAUUGAUUCACUAUCCUCAGGACGACAUAAGAGUCGCUUCGGUCGAAGCGCUUCUCCAUUUCUGCGUUGCUCUCCACAAAUACGGUAAUCCAGAAAACAAACAAACGUUCUACAGAGCGUUGCAAAUGUUCGUGCCAAAAUGCGCCGAGUUGAUAAGAGUAGAUGAAGAGAGAAGUGUGGUUAUGGUUUGUUUGGAGGCUUACGCUACGUUGUUGGAAGAAGUUAAGGGUGAAGUAUUUGUUAUUGAUGGACAUAGAGAGGCUAUUAUGAAUUGCGUUAUAGAUGUAUUAAAUUUGAAGACAAUGUGUCAAGACACAGAUUUGGCCGGGCAAACUGAAAACAACGAAGACGAUGUCGAAGCCGAACAAGAUGAAUUAUUACUAGAAUCUGCUGGAGAUGUUAUACCUAAAUUUGCGGCAGCAAUUAAUCCAGAAGAUUUAAUGUCAUAUUUUCCCAAUAUUUUACAGUUAAUGUCUACUAGAACAAAAAAACAGCACAGUCUAUCCCAAAGAUCGUUUGCUUAUGGAACUUUAGCCGAAUGUAUGAAAUCUAUUGGGAUCUAUGUAGAAAAAUUUAUUCCCACUUUAUUAAACCUUUGGUUUAGUGGUGCAAGGGAUGCGGCUGACGAAGUUAGAAAUAAUGCAAUUUUUGGAUUGGGUGAAAUGAUUUUACAUGGAAAGGAAAAAGUAUUUAGUCAAUAUUCAGAAAUUUUACAAGCUCUGUCGACGGCUGUAUCAAAAGAAACCCAUUCCGGAACUUUAGAUAAUAUAUGUGGUGCUCUAGCCAAAAUGAUCCUAGUUAACCCUAGUGGAAUACCUUUAGAUCAAGUGUUUCCUGCGUUUUUGCAAAAAUUGCCAUUGAGAGAUGAUUAUCAAGAAAACGAGGCUGUUGUCAAUUGUUUUUAUUCCUUGUAUCAACAAGGAAACUCGAUGUUAAAGCAACAUUUAGCAGAUGUUAUUAAAAUUUUAGUUCAUAUUUAUUAUAAAGGACAAACACCAAAUGAAGAAACUAAAAUCUUAUUGGGAGACUUCAUAAAAACAGUAAACCGUGAUUUUCCUCAAGAAUUAGCGAAUGCAGUGUCUUCCCUAGAAUCCAGUGCAACAGAAUCGAUACAAAAACUUUUGUCGUCGUAA